AUGCUUCACUUUAACCUUCUUCACCCUUUAACCACCAACCUAUCUUCAAUGAAAAAAUUAAGAUAUCCAUGUUUCAACCUUGUUAGAGAAUACAACAUUUUGUUCAUAAAAUGCUUCAUGAUUUUACUCCUAAGUUGUAUUACUAUAAGACUCAAUUUCUCAAUUUCAAAUAUCCCUUUUUCUUUAAAAUCACUUCCUAUAGAAGGAAACUUUAGCUUUGAUGAACUUGACCUUAAAAAUGCAGCUAGAGAUUUCGGCAACCGGUACCAAUCUCAUCCUAUGACAGUACUUCAUCCAAAAUCAGUUUCUGAUAUUGCAGUUACUAUAAAGCAUGUAUGGAGUUUAGGUUCUAGCUCGCGCGUAGCGGUUGCGGCUAGAGGACAUGGUCAUUCACUUCAAGGGCAAGCACAAGCUCAUGGAGGAGUUGUGAUUAAUAUGGAAUCACUUAAGGUGGAAGAGAUUAAGGUUUAUGGUGGAGAAUUUCCUUAUGUGGAUGUGUCAGGAGGUGAAUUGUGGAUAGAUAUUUUGAAGGAGACAUUGAGGUAUGGUUUGGCACCAAGAUCUUGGACAGAUUAUUUGCAUUUGACAGUUGGUGGUACUUUGUCGAAUGCUGGUGUUAGUGGUCAGGCUUUUAGACAUGGUCCACAGAUUAGUAAUGUUCUGAAAAUGGAGAUUGUCACAGGAACUGGGGAGGUAGUAAACUGUUCUGAGGAGCAAAACAAUGAACUCUUUUACAGUGUACUUGGAGGAUUAGGACAGUUUGGCAUUAUAACAAAAGCAAGAAUCAAGCUGGAGCCAGCACCUAUUAUGGUUAAGUGGAUUAGAGUGCUAUAUUCAGAUUUCACAGCAUUCACAAGAGACCAAGAGCAAUUAAUACUUGCUGAAAAAGCUUUUGAUUAUAUUGAAGGAUUUGUGAUCAAAAACAGAACUGGUUUGGUAAAUAACUGGAGAUUAUCUUUCAAUCCACAAGAUCCAGUUCAAGCUAGCAAGUUCAACUCAGAUGGAAGAACCCUUUUCUGCAUUGAAGUGGCUAAAUACUUCAAUCCGGAAGACACCUUGAAAGUAAAUCAGGAAGUUGAGGAACACUUGUCCCACUUGAACUAUAUUCAAUCAACACUUUUUCAAACAGAAGUUACAUAUGUUGACUUUUUGGACAGAGUACAUAUCUCAGAAGUUAAAUUGCGUUCAAAAGGCUUAUGGGAUGUUCCUCAUCCAUGGCUCAAUCUUUUCAUACCCAAAACAAAAAUCCACAAUUUUGCAGAUACAGUUUUUGGUGAUAUUGUCAAAGAAACAAGCAAUGGUCCUAUCCUUAUCUAUCCAGUCAAGAAGUCAAAGUGGAACGAGAGGACGUCGGUUGUUAUUCCGGAUGAAGAUAUUUUCUAUUUAGUGGCAUUUUUAGCAUCUGCAAUCCCUUCAUCAAAUGGAGGAGAAGGACUUGAACACAUUCUAAGUCGGAACAAAAGAAUUUUGGAAUAUUGUGAAAGGGAAAAUCUUGGAGUAAAGCAAUAUUUGGCCCACUAUAGUACACAAGAAGAAUGGCAGACACAUUAUGGUCCUAAAUGGGAGAUUUUCAAGCAAAGAAAAUCUAUUUAUGAUCCAUUGGCAAUGCUUGCUCCUGGCCAAGGAAUAUUUCAAAAAUCAAUAACUUUUUCAUGA
Messenger RNA from Vicia faba (fava bean), 1656 nucleotides. The record is from the annotation of a GenBank genome assembly. Lineage: Eukaryota; Viridiplantae; Streptophyta; Magnoliopsida; Fabales; Fabaceae.